Cutaneotrichosporon oleaginosum is the source of this 3848-nucleotide messenger RNA. RefSeq lists its product as uncharacterized. Gene Ontology annotation, cellular component: mitotic spindle astral microtubule; nucleus; kinesin complex. The record is from RefSeq and is a predicted model, not a curated record. Gene Ontology annotation, biological process: mitotic sister chromatid segregation; microtubule depolymerization; microtubule-based movement. Gene Ontology annotation, molecular function: ATP hydrolysis activity; plus-end-directed microtubule motor activity; microtubule binding. NCBI's taxonomy places the organism in Eukaryota, Fungi, Basidiomycota, Tremellomycetes, Trichosporonales, Trichosporonaceae.
CCCCCAUAUCCCUCAUCCCUCAUCUCGCUCACUCCGUCCUCCCCACGCUCCUCUCGUCUCUAUCAUCCCCUCGUCCGCUCACUGCAACUGCACUCACUAUCUCCUCCUCUCCUCCCUCUUUCCAUUUCUCCUCAUCGCUUCGCUUGUCAGUCUGGACACCUCCCUCCUCCAGCCUGUCGUCGCGGUGCCGCUGCCUCCUCGUCAUCACCAUCUGCAACGCUCCCCCUUCAGUCCCAAUCGUCGCCCUUGCACGCAAAACCCCAAGACUGAUCGGCUUUGAGCCUUUCUCGUGCCCUUCUACUCCUCCUUCCUCAUCACUCGUCUUCACAUAUCUCCCUCGACCCCAACAUCGCCCCCUCCUUACAAUCCACCAUGGCUUACCUUAUGGACGAUAAUGCCAUGCGCAUCUGCGUGAGGCCACGGCCUUGGCAUCCCACUAAAGAGGUGCCCUACCUCGCCCAAGAUUGCGAUCAGCCAUUCUUCAUAGGCAACGGCAACUUUGGACAGGCCAAGAAGCCAGCAGGGGGUGGCGCUAUCCGUGAAAUCGUCGAGGUUAUUGACAACCGAUCACUCGACUUUGAUCGCAAGCCAGAUCGGACGGCGGCGCGGUACGGCGGGUUCAGCGGGAAGCGGCACAAGGACCGCCGAUAUGUGUUCGACCAUGUGUUCAAGAUGGCCGCCAGCCAGGAGGAGGUGUACGCGAGCACGGCUAAGCCGCUUUUGGACGGGGUACUGUCCGGAUUCAACGCGACUGUCUUCGCAUACGGGGCUACCGGGUGCGGCAAAACACACACCAUCAGCGGCACUCAGGAAGACCCCGGCAUCAUUGUCCGUACGAUGAGAGACCUCUAUGAGCGCAUCUCAGAGUCUGAGGACCGCUACGAUACCCAUGUAGAGCUGUCCAUGAUCGAGCUAUACAACGAGAACAUCCGCGACCUUCUCUCCGACAACUUCCCACAGAUGCCCACCGGAGGUCUGAAACUCCUCGAAAACGAGAAGGAUCGGGUCACCAUCGCCGAUGUCACGAUUCGGUCACCGAAAACGGCUGACGAAGUCAUGGAGCUGGUGAUGAUCGGCAAUGAACGGCGUAGCACUUCCUUCACCGCAGCCAACUCGGUAUCUUCGCGAUCACAUGCCGUCCUCCAGAUUAGCAUCGCCCGCAAGAGUCGCAACCCAGACGUCAACGUGGAGCGCGAGGAGGUUCUUCUCGACACUUCAUUCGCCACGCUAUCAAUUGUCGACUUGGCGGGAAGUGAGCGUGCGUCUGCCACUCGCAACCUCGGGGACCGUAUGAAGGAAGGAGCGAAGAUUAACCAGUCCCUCCUCGCUCUUAGCAGCUGCAUCUCCGCUUUGUGCGAUGCCCAGCGUAAGGGCGCGCGCCCACAUGUACCUUACCGCAACUCCAAACUCACUCGUCUCCUCAAGUUCUCCCUCGGUGGCAAUUGUCGAACAGUCAUGAUCGUGUGUGUAUCGCCGAGCUCAAAGGACAUCGAGGACACCGCCAAUACCCUCACCUGGGCGGAUCGCGCAAAACACGUCAAGACGACGGUCACACGCAACAUCAACGGCACGCAUGUCAGCGCGCGACAGUAUGUCGAGAAGAUCCAGCAGCUCAAUGAGCGGGUCAAGAUUCUCGAGGCUCAGCUGGACGCCAAGGAUCAGGAGACGAGCAAGCUCAUACAACUCAAGAUUGAGGAUGCCAAGAAGAGAAUUGCUGAGCAUGUGCAGUUCAUCAACGCAGCGGUCGAUGCGCAGUGUGAGGUAGUUCGCGAGGGCGCCGAGCAUUGGGCCAAGUGGGACGUUGCAAACCUUGGAAUCGAGAAGAUCGAGAACCGCCGUAACGAUCUCGAGGCCGACGAAGACACACAGGAUUUGGCAAGAGAGACAGCCAUGUGCAACUCGAUCAUCGAUCAGUACAAGCACGAGUUUACUGAGUCGCGCCACCUGCAAUCCAAGGUCAACCUCGGUAACGAAGCUGCCAUCGCUCUCAGCAGACAGAUCGAGGAUCUGGAAUCGAAGGUCUUCCCCGACGUUGAUCCGGUAUACGCGCAGAAUCUUCGCCUCGAGAUGGCUGCCGCCCGCGCCAAGAUUAAGCAGGCAAACGCCAAGGGUUGCGAGAUCGGGUACCGUGAGCGCCUUGCAAAACAUGAGGACGCUCUUGCGCGGUCUGCCAUUGCCUCGGUUCGUGUCGAGGCGCUAUACACCAAGCACGCCGCUCGCAUCGAGGCGCUGUGCGCACGAGGGCCUAUUGAUCCUUCCGUCCUUCGUCAAGAGAUGAGGCUGCUCUCCAGCCUGCAGGCCCCUCUCUUCCGCGAAAUGGGCAACAUACACCAACUCAUCCAGAUGUCUGACGCACCAGCACCGGCCCCUGUGCCCACUCCAAUCAAGGGCGCACAGCUUCGCCACAACAUCUCCCCUGGUUCGCCCCAUGUUAAACGUUUGUCGCAGCGCUACUCCAUGGAGAAGAAGCAUGUCGUCCACAAGCCCGGAUCCCCUCGUCGAUCCCUCCCUGGACGCGGUGCGAUGCGCAGAUCGAGCGCUGUGCCACCUGUUCCACGAUCCGCGCGCUUUGCGGACGACGAAGGAGGAGAGCUUGCGGAAAUUCGUCACUAUAAGGCUCGCUCGUCGCAGUCGCCUGUCGCUGAGGCAUCCACGGACGAUGGCGCCGACUGGGAGGAAAUUUCCAGCAGUGCAAAGCCUUUGCACGCGCCCGCUCCUCCCAAGUCCAAGCCAGGCGUCUCAUUCAAACCCCACCCGCGUCUGAAUGCGGCGUUGCGCGCCCCAUCGUCGAACGGGUCUCCUACUGGACUCCCACGGUCCAAGCCUCCACCUUUGGCAUUGACAACCGCAUCUUCCCCACUCGCCACAGCCUCAGCAGCUGCAUCCGAGAUUCCGGCGUGGAAGGCGAAUCGACUUGCCUUGGGUAAGCACGAGAAGGAGAAAGACAAGGAGCAGGUCAGUCCUGUCAAAGACACCAGUGUGACAUCUACUGUUGCCGAAAGCUCGUUCUCAAAGAUCACGAUACCAAUCGGCCUUGGCCGGCCGUCCCGGCCACCUUCGCGCACCACCUCGGUGCUUGGGGAACUGAGACAACUUCCUCCCUCACGACCCCCGUCCUCACUGGGAAGCUCUACCCUUCACCUCCCGACCGCUUCCAGCGCAGCACGCGCCAAUGGCGACAAGUCACCCAUCUCGUUCAACCACUCGCCCACCGUUCCAAACCCCCUCCGUGCUUCAGUCGCGCGGCGCCUGUCAGACCGGCACCAACGGAGAAAGCUGCAUCAGGGUGCCGUCCCUUACCGACGCAAGCCGAGCCUCAUUCCCUCCCCCAAGGGGUCGCCAAAUGGAUCGUCUCCGAGAGGUUCAACUGGCGGAUUUGGGCUUGGGAAGAGCAUCGGUCCAGGGGCGGGCAGCGCUGCCAGCAGUAGCGGCGGUGCCAGUUCAAGCACAGGGCCCAGCCGCUCCCCAAUGGCUUUUACCAUGAGUGUCGCCGGAACGAGCGGCGCAGGAUUGCGCACUCGUCCCAGCCUCUUCUCGCUGAACGCUGGCGCCGUCACCAACGGCCACGACAACGGGGCCAACUCCUCCAGCGCGAAGCCGGCUUGGCGAUGAAAGAACUUCUGUAAAAUGUGUGCUUGUAUUAUAGCUUAUGGGUGUCCACGAUGCGAACGUCCUGUGUGCGAGGGGGUCGGCCUCGUCCCUGGCGAAACCAUCUGCGUCAUGCCAGCCUCAGCGAGGAAUCGAACCGCCGCACAAGAACGGAAAAGAGCCCAGAGACACGUGGCCCGGUUGUGUGGGCCUGAGCGGUCUGACGUCGCCGUUGUGAGGUGCGGCUCGGCUACGCGUCG